This is a messenger RNA of Scedosporium apiospermum, 1572 nucleotides long. RefSeq names its product Patatin-like phospholipase. The coding region runs from base 1 to 1572 and encodes 523 amino acids. NCBI's taxonomy places the organism in Eukaryota, Fungi, Ascomycota, Sordariomycetes, Microascales, Microascaceae. The transcript has 4 exons. The record is from RefSeq and is a predicted model, not a curated record. Gene Ontology annotation, molecular function: triacylglycerol lipase activity. Gene Ontology annotation, biological process: lipid metabolic process.
AUGUUCGGCCUCGGGAUGAUUGUUGCUAAACUAUGGGAAUGGCAUCAUAGAAGGAGCCCGGUUGAGCUCUGGUUGGACCUCCUUCACAAUGCCGAGACCUUUGAAGACUGGGAAGAAGCUGCCCUCCACCUCGACAGCCUUCUCGGCCUCGACCUCUGGCGGAACAAUCCGACCUCCAAGUAUUACGACUACCACCUCAUAAACGAGCGUCUUAAUACGCUAGCUACGUUGAGAGAGGAGAACAACCUCUAUCAGAUGAUCAACUUCUUACGGAGUGGUCUAAUCAGGAACCUCGGCAAUAUCACAGCACCCAAACUGUACAACCAAGCGUUCGCGGGCACCAAGUAUCUCAUCGAGGAAUACAUUGCGCAGAUCGCAGAGUGCCUCGAGGAGAUUAGCUCUCUGCCCACCGUACCCGCUACCGGAGCUCGCAGCGAUAGUAACGGAGCUCCCGCGUUGACGAUGCAGAUGAAAUUGGACUUUAUCCACGACACGCGACAGGCUUUCGGGAGAAGCACGCUUGUUCUUCAAGGAGGGGCCGUAUUUGGAUUGUGCCAUCUCGGUGUGGUGAAAGCCUUGUUCCUCCGCGGCCUACUACCCAGAAUCAUCACAGGCACUGGCACCGGAGCGCUGAUCGCAGCUCUCGUCUCCAUCCACACAAUGGAAGAGCUUCCUCGCAUCUUAAAGGGGGAUGGUAUCGACCUGUCCGCAUUCGCCGGGAAGACGCUCGGCGAUUCGGAGGUGCAGCCUCUGGCGACACGACUGGCCACUCUCAAACGACGGAUCAAUAGGUUCAUCCGUGAAGGCCACUUUCUGGAUGUGCGAGUAUUGGAAGAGUGCGUGCGUGCCAAUGUGGGGGACCUAACCUUCGAGGAGGCUUUUAAUAGAACCAAGAGGGUGCUCAACAUCACGGUGGCGGUAGGGGAGGAUGGGGGUGUGCCCACUUUAAUGAACUAUAUUACUACUCCCAAGGUUCUUAUAUGGACUGCGGCAGUUGCGUCAAACUCUAGCUCAACAUCUCUCUACGGUCACCGCCGAACGAACCUGUUGUGCAAGGAUGCCUAUGGCAAUAUUGUCGACUGGGCGCCUCCCGGAAGCACCAUUGACUUUCGCCAUUGGAGCAGGGUCUCGUACACCGACCGCGAAUCCCCGCUCCACCGGGUGGCCGAGUUGCUAAACGUUAAUCAUUACAUUGUAUCCCAAGCUCGGCCCUACCUCAUCCCCUUCUUGCAGAGCGACAUGCACGGCCCAUCGCUUUUGGAAACGCGCAGCCGGACGACGCAGAUUACGAGCUUCCUCGUCCGCAUGGUCGGGCUGGAGGUUCGCCACCGCCUCCGCCAGCUCGACACUCUUCGUCUCCUUCCCGUCAGCAUCAGAAGAUUCCUGGUCGACGAGCGCGUGCUGGGUGCGAGCCUGACGCUCGUUCCGCAGGUGAGCUUGGAGGACUUUAGCAGGCUUCUCGAGCAGCCGACGAGGCAAACGCUGGACUAUUGGAUACUCAAGGGAGAGAGGAGCGUGUAUCAAGCUGUGACGGCGUUGCGGGCGAUUCAAAGCGGCUGGUCUCCGUCGUAA